This is a messenger RNA of Pterocles gutturalis (yellow-throated sandgrouse), 3782 nucleotides long. It is a transcript of the gene SCRIB, whose product is annotated as scribbled planar cell polarity protein. The record is from RefSeq and is a predicted model, not a curated record. Gene Ontology annotation, molecular function: protein binding. Gene Ontology annotation, cellular component: postsynaptic membrane; adherens junction; postsynaptic density. The annotation marks the transcript as partial. Gene Ontology annotation, biological process: neurotransmitter receptor transport, endosome to postsynaptic membrane; neurotransmitter receptor transport postsynaptic membrane to endosome. The transcript has 29 exons. NCBI's taxonomy places the organism in Eukaryota, Metazoa, Chordata, Aves, Pterocliformes, Pteroclidae.
GCUGGAUCCCAGCGUCGCAGGCAGCGGCAGUCUGCACGGCGAGCUGGGUGUCCCUGACCCUGCCGUACGUUGUCAGUGCCCUACCACGCAGCUGUGCCCAGGCGGCCAAGGUGGCCAAGGGCAUCCUGUCUUGUAUCGGAAACCGUGUGGCCAGCAGGACGAGGGCGGUGAUCGGCCCCCCGUACACGCCACCGCCUUUCUUCAGGCUUCUGAACCUGCGCAAGCUGGGCCUGAGUGACAAUGAAAUCCAGAGACUUCCCCCGGAGGUUGCCAACUUCAUGCAACUGGUGGAACUGGACAUCUCCCGUAAUGACAUUCCAGAAAUUCCUGAAAGCAUCAAAUUCUGCAAAUCCUUGGAAAUCGCAGACUUCAGUGGGAAUCCUCUCUCCAGGCUUCCAGAGGGCUUCACGCAGCUUCGGAGCCUGGGCCACUUGGCCUUGAACGAUGUGUCCCUGCAGAGCCUCCCCAAUGACAUGGGGAAUUUGGCAAACCUGGUGACUUUGGAGCUACGUGAGAACCUGCUAAAGACUCUCCCCACUUCACUCUCCUUCCUUGUCAAGUUAGAGCAGCUGGACCUCGGUGGCAAUGACCUGGAAGUACUGCCAGAUACGCUGGGAGCCCUACCAAACCUGCGUGAGCUUUGGUUAGACCGGAACCAGCUCUCGGCCCUGCCUUCAGAGCUGGGCAAUCUCCGCCGCUUGGUCUGCCUGGAUGUGUCUGAGAACAAGCUGGAGCAGUUGCCCAACGAGGUCAGUGGGCUAGUAGCACUGACGGACUUGCUCCUGUCACAGAACCUGUUGGAAUGCAUUCCGGAUGGGAUUGGUCAGCUGAAGCAGCUCUCCAUCCUCAAGGUGGACCAGAAUCGGCUGACAGAGGUGACAGAGUCAAUUGGGGACUGUGAAAAUCUGUCAGAACUCAUCUUGACAGAGAACAUGCUGACAGCCUUACCGAAGUCCCUCGGCAAGCUGGCCAAGCUGACAAACCUGAACGUGGAUCGGAACCGGCUAACGUCCCUUCCAGCUGAGAUCGGAGGCUGUGCCAAUCUGAACGUGCUGUCCUUGCGAGACAAUCGCCUGGCCCUCCUGCCUCCAGAGCUUGCCAACACCACUGAGCUCCACGUCCUGGACGUGGCUGGGAACAGGCUGCAGAACUUGCCAUUUGCUUUGACCAAUCUGAACCUGAAAGCCCUGUGGCUGGCAGAAAACCAGUCCCAGCCCAUGCUGAAAUUCCAAACGGAGGAUGAUGAAAAGACAGGAGAGAAAGUUCUCACUUGUUACCUGCUUCCCCAGCAGCCCUCCCCUAGCCUAGAGAAUCUUUUGCAGAACAGUGUGGAUGAGAGCUGGACGGACACCAACUUGAACAGAGUCAGUGUGAUUCAGUUCCUGGAUGAACCCAAAGUAGAUGAUGAAGAGGAGUCUGGAGCUGAGAGACGGGGCUUACAACGCAGAGCAACCCCUCAUCCCAGCGAGCUGAAGGUGAUGAAGAAGGUGAUUGAGGUUCGGCGCAAUGAGUGUCAUGCUGCAAAGCCUGUCAUGGACCCAACUUCUCCUAACUCCGAGGAGAAGAGGCUGAGCGGCACGUCUAAUCGCAGCGAGGACUCCCACCUUUCCAACAGCACUGCCUCUGCUGACUGCAAGGGAGAGGAGCAGGGAGAGGAGGCUGAAGAGGAGCAUAAGGAAGCCGCUGACCAAGAGGAGGAAGAUGUGGAAGUGGAAUACAAUGAGCCCACGGUACACUUUGCUGAGGACACACUAAUACGGAGCGAGGAUGAGGAUGAAGAUGAAGAGCGACCAUUCCCAGUGGAGAAGCAGAGGCUUAUCCGGAAGGACACGCCCCAUUAUAAGAAACACUUUAAAAUAACUAAGCUGCCCAAGCCAGAGGCAGUGGUGGCACUCCUGCAGGGGCUGAACAGCGAUGGAGUCCCCAAAGAGGAAGAGGAGUUGGGAGGCUGCAAUAACAACACAGAGCCUGAGGAUCAGGAGGAAGCAUGGGAUGAGGAUGACAGAAAGAAUGGAGCUUUAUCUGCUCAGCCGUCAGUGAAGGGGGUGUCGUUUGAUCAAGCCAAUAAUCUGCUGAUUGAACCUGCUCGCAUUGAGGAGGAAGAGCUGACUCUGACUAUCGUGCGGCAGACGGGGGGGCUGGGCAUCAGCAUCGCAGGGGGCAAGGGCUCCACCCCCUAUAAGGGUGAUGACGAGGGUAUCUUCAUUUCCCGCGUGUCAGAAGAGGGUCCUGCAGCGCGUGCAGGGGUUCGUGUUGGGGACAAGCUUCUGGAGGUGAACGGCGUGUCCCUGCACUGUGCCGAGCAUCACGUGGCGGUGGAAGCUCUGCGCGGAUCAGGAAGCUCUGUCUCCAUGACGGUCCUGCGGGAGCGGAUGGUGGAGCCGGAGAAUGCCAUCACCGUCACGCCGCUGCGCCCCGAGGAUGACUACAGCCCUCGGGAGAGGCGAGGAGGGCUGCGCUUCCCAGAGCGGCCCGAGGGGACACCUCCCACGGAGCGAUAUUCCACCUGCCUCAUGCGCAAUGAGAAGGGCCUGGGCUUCAGCAUCGCUGGUGGCAAGGGCUCUACACCGUACCGGGCUGGUGACACGGGGAUCUUUAUCUCACGGAUUGCAGAGGGUGGUGCAGCCCAUCGGGACGGGAUCCUGCAUGUAGGAGACCGGGUCAUCUCGAUCAAUGGGGUAGACAUGACAGAAGCCAGGCAUGAUCAGGCAGUAGCGCUGCUUACCGCGUCCUCCCCCACCAUCGUGCUGCUGGUAGAGAGAGAGGGUGCAGAGCAGCCCAGCGAGGGAGACGCGCCGGGCGCGCCGCGGGUGCGCAUGCACUCCCCACCACCGCCCCCCAGCCAUGGGGAGAGCCCACCGGAGGAGACACCAUCGCUGCAGAGGAACCAUCUGCCCAAAGGCCUGGAGGAUCAGUAUCCCAUUGAGGAAAUUCACCUUGUAAAAGCGGGUGGUCCCCUGGGGCUCAGCAUCGUAGGAGGCAGCGACCAUUCCAGCCAUCCAUUCGGGAUUCAUGAACCAGGUGUCUUCAUUUCAAAGGUCAUUCCCCGUGGACUGGCGUCGCGCAGUGGGCUCCGUGUAGGGGACAGGAUCCUGGAGGUAAACAGUAUCGACCUGCGCCAUGCCACCCACCAGGAAGCUGUGAAUGCCCUGCUCUCCAACACCCAGGAGCUGACGAUGUUGGUGAGGCGGGAUCCACCACCGCCUGGCAUGCAGGAGAUAUGCAUUGAAAAGGCUCCAGGAGAAAAGCUGGGCAUCAGCAUCCGAGGUGGAGCAAAGGGUCAUGCUGGAAAUCCGUUUGAUCCCACUGAUGAAGGCAUCUUCAUUUCUAAGGUGAGCUCCUCGGGGGCUGCAGCCCGGGAUGGCCGUCUGAAGGUGGGAAUGCGGAUCCUGGAGGUGAACCAUCAGAGUUUGCUGGGGAUGACGCACACGGAAGCGGUGCAGAUACUCCGGAGCGUGGGGGACGUGCUCCUCGUGCUGGUGUGCGAUGGCUUUGAUCCCAAGGCUGCGGCUGCCAUUGAGAUGUCCCCAGGAAUUAUUGCAAACCCUUUUGCUGCUGGUAUUGGGCGCAAGAAUAGCCUGGAAAGUAUCUCUUCUAUUGAUCGGGAUUUAAGCCCUGAGGAACUGGAGAUCCUACAGAAGGAGAUGGAAAUGGUGAGAGAAGCAACUCAGUGGGAGAGAGAAGAAAUGGAGAAAGUGAACGUCCCCAGUGAACCCUUGAGACUGGACUAUCGGACCCUGGCUGCUCUGCCCAGCAGCGGCUUGCAGAGAGUCAACCGCACU